Molecule: messenger RNA, 4402 nt
Organism: Solanum stenotomum
Lineage: Eukaryota; Viridiplantae; Streptophyta; Magnoliopsida; Solanales; Solanaceae
Product: E3 ubiquitin-protein ligase UPL7-like
Exons: 18
Coding region: 82-3918 (1278 amino acids)
Biological process (GO): protein polyubiquitination; ubiquitin-dependent protein catabolic process
Molecular function (GO): ubiquitin protein ligase activity
Source: RefSeq, a predicted model, not a curated record
UGUCAUAUCCCCAUAUUCUCAAAUCUCAAUUCAUUUCACGCUUUUGCAUCAAAAGUCAUUUUUUUUUCCUGUUAAUCCGCCAUGAGCGAACCUCGAAAGAACCAGGUUUCAUUGCGAGGCUCAAGUGCGAAGGAGAUUUCGAGGGAUGUGCUUUUGGAAAAAGUUUCACAAGAGAGAGCGUUGAGGAAUUUUACUCGGCGAGCUACUGCUGCCGCGCGGUUAAUUCAGGUCAGUGAAUCGGGAUUUAUUAGCUUAAAAAUAGCCUCCACUUGCUCUUUGGAAUCCAUAGUUGGUGUACGAAGUCUUGUAGAUGAGCCUACUGAUGAAGAUGGAGAAAACAUUAAUCAAGGUGGUGGUAAUGUAUUUUCGACUAAGGGAUUUACAAAUUGGCAUAGCAAGGAUAGUUUUGCUACACAUAUUGGUCCACCGAAUAGCGUUCAUAAUCAAUCCAAAAGAAAGUGUGAAGAUAUCAUGCGAGAACAACAAUCCAUUCAAGCCGCAUUUUACAAGUUGGAUGAUAAAAAUGUUUUAGGAAUCACAAAUGAUCUUAAUGCUUCAUUACAGAAAAAGGAGCAAGGCAUUGCAAAUGCCAUGAUUCUUGUAAAGGUAGAAGCAUUUUAUAUCAAGCAUGUCAUUUCAUUACCCAAUUUUGAUGAUCCAUAUGCUAAUUCUGAGAGAUCACGACGUAAAGUAGUUAUUUGUACUACUUUGCAUCAUUAUCGUGUGGAUGUGUUUUAUAAAAUCAUUGAUUGGCAACUACAAGAACUUAAUGAUCGUUUUAAUGAGGUGACAAGUGAUUUGCUUAAUGGAGUAUCUUGCUUGAAUCCAAUUGAUUCAUUUUCUAGUUUUGACAUAAAGAAGAUAAUGAGAAUGGCUGAAAUAUAUCCUGAUGAUUUUGAUGGCUCCAACAUGAGAGCUCUUGAGAAUCAACUUGUUAAUUAUAUUAUUGAUGUUUGUGAUAUUGAUGAAAGGUUCUCCAAUUUGAGAGGACUUGGAGAACUUUCAAGAAAGUUGGUUGAGACAAAGAAGCAUUUAACUUAUUCUCUCGUAUUUCUUUUAGUGAAGUUUGCUUUACUUCUAGUUGUUGCCACUGCUACAGUUGAAAGAGCUUUUCGACAGAGUCGGGUCAAAAAACAAACCCGCUCAACCAAUUGUCAUAUCCCCAUAUUCUCAAAUCUCAAUUCAUUUCACGCUUUUGNGACAACUGCAAGUGCAAUUACUUUAGCACUACGGCCAUUUCAUGUCAUGAAUCUAGUUGCGGAUAAUAAAAAUGACUUGCUAGAAGUUCAGAGUGCUGCGGAGCAAUACUGUAUUUAUCUACUCACAAUACCCUGGUUUGCUCAACGGUUACCAGUGGUGUUGAUUCCUCCUUUGAAACACAAGUCUGUGUUAACACCUUGCUUGAGGAUACUAUUGAUGUCAAAGGAGCAAAUUCUAAAGGAUAUGUCAGAUAUGGAUCAGAUGACAAGUUCUUCUCACAACAGGGUGAUGCCACCAGUUGGUUGGGCUCUUGGAAAUUUUAUAUACCUUGCUGCAGGCAGUGAAAGCAAUAACUUAGAUUCUGGAAAGUUAGUGUCUGGUUUAGACCGUCAAUCCUAUGUCCGUGUAGUGAUUAUGCUGAUGGAGAAAUUAUUGUCUCAGAUUGAAAGGGCUGGAUGGGUGAGAAAGGAGAACCAAGAAGUUCAAGGUGACGGAAAUUCUGUUGAAGUCGAGACAACUUUUGGAUCCUUAAAGAUGUCGUAUAUGAGCCUCUUUAAGCCUGUUUGGCUGCAGAGGCAUCUGAUGGAACUUUUAGUGUUGGAGAAAGAUGGUCUCAUUCAGAAAGCUGAAAGUUUACCCUUAUGCAGAGCAGAAUCUUCGGGGAGCUGUGAAUUGCUCGAUGUUGCUUACUACUAUUCAUGGAUGCUCAGAAUAUUUUCUAUUUUGAAUCCGGUGCUAGGGGCAAUGCCAGUCCUCAACAUGCUGUCUUUUACUCCCGGGUUUCUUUCCAACCUGUGGGGAACCCUCAAUGAAUCACUUUUUCAAGGAAAGAAUCUUGUCAGUAAGGGCAAAUAUUUGGAUGAAAGUACAAUUUCUGAAAACAAGAUUCUUGAAGCUUCUGAGAGAAAGCAAAAACAUUCUUCUAAAGAUAUAGGCAGCAAAUGGGCUAGCGUAUUUCAAAAGAUAACUGGGAAAUCACAAACUGAGUUCAAAAGUGUGGAUCCAGUUGAUGGAAAAUCAAAAGCAGUGCACAUUGACAAGCAUUAUCCUGAUAUGUGGGACAUUGAAUUGCUAAGGCAGGGUCCUGAUGGCCUAUCAAAAGAUUUGUCUUGUCUACUACAUCUGUUUUGCGCUAGUUAUUCACACCUGUUGUUAGUUCUUGAUGACCUAGAGUUUUAUGAGAAACAGGUCCCCUUUACAUUGGAGCAGCAGCAGAAAAUUGUGUCGGUGCUGAAUACAUUGGUUUAUAAUACAAUGUCUCACAGUACUGGUCCUAAAACUAGACCUCUGACAGAUUCUGCUAUCAAAUGUCUUCAUUUAUUGUAUGAAAGGGAUUGCAGGCACCAAUUUUGCCCUCCCACUUUGUGGCUUUCACCAGGUAGAAAUAAUCGGCCACCCAUUGCUGUAGCUGCUAGGACUCAUGAAGUUUUGUCAGCUACUUCAAACGGUGAUGAUGCCUCAACCACUUUGAGCAUGGGCUCCAUCAUUACUGUUAUCCCACACAUCUUCCCAUUUGAAGAAAGGGUUGAGAUGUUUAGAGAAUUCAUCAACAUGGAUAAGGCAUCGAGAAAAAUGGCUGGUGAAGUUCUUGGACCUGGUGGACGUUCCGUCGAGAUAGUAAUUCGUCGUGGUCAUAUUAUUGAAGAUGGAUUUCAGCAACUAAAUAACUUAGGAUCAAGGUUAAAGUCCGGCAUCCAUGUCUCUUUCGUGAAUGAGUCUGGUCUUCCAGAGGCUGGCCUGGACUAUGGUGGGUUAUCCAAGGAAUUCUUGACAGAAAUAGCCAAAGCAGCCUUCUCACCUGAGUAUGGGCUAUUCACACAGACCUUCACUUCAGAUAGACAUCUAAUUCCUAAUACAGCUGCAAGAUUUUUGGACAAUGGAAUUCAGAUGAUCGAGUUUCUGGGGAGAAUCGUUGGCAAAGCACUCUAUGAAGGAAUAUUGCUAGAUUAUUCCUUUUCACAUGUUUUUGUCCAAAAGCUGUUGGGCCGCUAUAGCUUUCUUGAUGAAUUGUCUACACUUGAUCCUGAGCUAUACAGGAAUCUUAUGUAUGUUAAGCACUAUGAUGGUGAUGUCAAGGACCUCGCAUUGGAUUUUACAGUUACUGAGGAGUCAUUGGGGAAACACAUUGUUAUUGAGCUUAAACCUGGUGGCAAGGAUAUUUCUGUAACAAAAGAAAACAUGUUGCAAUAUGUUCAUGCAAUGGCAGAUUUUAAAUUAAAUCGGCAGAUACUUCCUUUCUCAAAUGCAUUUUAUAGAGGACUGACGGACCUUAUAUCCCCUUCCUGGUUAAAGUUGUUUAAUGCAAGUGAAUUUAAUCAGUUGCUUUCAGGGGGAAACCAUGAUAUUGACAUUGAUGAUUUAAGGAAGAAUACACGCUAUACUGGAGGUUACACCGAAGGAAGUCGGACAGUUAAACUCUUUUGGGAGGUAUUUGCGAGUUUUGAACCAAAAGAACGGUGUUUGCUGCUUAAGUUUGUGACAAGUUGUUCGCGAGCUCCUUUGCUUGGAUUCAAAUAUCUGCAGCCAACCUUCACCAUUCACAAGGUUUCUUGUGAUUUGCCUCUAUUGGCGACAUUCGGGGGACAGGAUGUUGAUCGGCUUCCUUCAGCGUCUACUUGCUACAACACCCUCAAGCUUCCAACAUACAAACGCCAGAAUACCUUGAGAGCAAAGCUUCUGUAUGCUAUCAAUUCCAAUGCUGGUUUCGAACUUUCAUAACUAUUGCGCAGGUUUUGUGAUCAGAUCAAAGAGAGGUUGGUAGAUGUCGAAGACUACAAGCUUGAUGCCAGGAAGCUUGCUCUUUAACUUUUGAGAUGUACUGUUUAGCUUCUUGUUGAAAGAGAUAGCAUCUUUGUUCAGUUUUGCAACACACUCAUUGGUUCCUCUGCCGAACAAAGUGAUGGCAGCUGGCAAACAACCAGUUGGUGGCAGAGUUGUAACCCCAAUCCUCCUUGCUCCCAGAUCAUAGAGGUUCUGUACAUUGAUCGCUGCUGAUAUUAACAUACUGAUUGGCUUGUGUAAAUGAAUACACAUAAUAUUUCUUAGUUUGUGAUAUAUAAAUACAGCUUGAUCUUAUUUCUUAGUUUCAGGAUAAGUCUACCUGGUGGUCAAGUGUAUGUCAUCCUUGUACAUCCUGUAACAAUCCUAAUUUUCUGUAAUUUGAUAAGUGCUUAUUAUGAUUCGUGCAUGUGCUUGCUUGCUC